CAUUGACUUUCUCUUAAGUCUUCUCUGCAAUUUCUAUAUGUGUAGAGAGAAACAAAAGCUUUUGCAUUUUUAUCUUUAGUAGUAAUAAUUUUGAAAUGGAGACGAAAUCUCUACAGAUAAAGGUGAUGUCAGCAAAAGGGCUUAAGAAAGUCUCGAAGAUGGAUGUUUUCGUGGCCGUGAAGUUAUCUGGCGAUCCCAAAUGCUCCGACCACCGUGAGCAGCGGACACAAGUGGCAAGAAACAGUGGAACAACCCCCAAAUGGAGCAAUGAUUUCAUGAAAUUCCCCAUUGACCAAACCUUAGCUGAGGCUAACCGCCUUGUGAUCACUUUCAAGAUCAAGCGAGAGCAACGUGGAAGCGGAGAGAAAGACAUCGGCGAGGUUCACGUUCCUGUGAAAGAGCUUUUGGAUCAUCUUGGAAACGAUAAGACCGGUGAAAGAUACGUCACAUAUCAAAUCGGAAAAUCCAAAGGCGAUAUUAGUUUCACUUAUUCGUUCACCGAUCAGGUGGCGAUUACUAGCGGUGGUGGCUGCUCACGAUACCUAGCUCCCGAGCCGGUGCGUCCUGCAGCGACACACCAGCCUGUUUUGAACAGACCCGUAUUGAGUCAGUUGCUUCCAAGCGUGGGAUCGUUUAGCUACGAUCACGUUCCUUGUCAGUCUCAGUCUCAGCCACCGUUUUAUCCACCACAGGCUCAGCCGGAGAUUCUUCCGCCGGCUUUCUUCCCCGGAUUGUAUCAGCCUCAUGGAUAUCAGAUGAGUUACAUACCGGAAAGUCCACCGACAAUGUAUACAUCUAUAUUUCCUGGCUUAUCAUGUCCGCCGCAGACACAACCGGGGGGACUAUAUCCACCGACGAGCCCUUACAGAUUUUAGCUUAACGGUCAACGUCUCUGAGCUAAGUCGUCGGUGAAGAGAUUUGUAGACUUUUUAACUAAUGAUCACGUCCGGUCCCCCUGCUUGUGUUUUUAUUUUAUUCUUCUUUUUUUUUUCAGUCACCCUCUGUUUGAAAUUUUCAAACAAUAUAAUGCUGUCUUUUUUAUUUGUCUUUAACAGAAGAAUCAUAAAAAUUGUUGCAUUAUUCUAAUUUUUGAACUUGUUGAAAAUAUUGGCAUACGAUUGGGAGAAUUAUGUGUAACAAGUAA
Molecule: messenger RNA, 1144 nt
Organism: Camelina sativa (false flax)
Lineage: Eukaryota; Viridiplantae; Streptophyta; Magnoliopsida; Brassicales; Brassicaceae
Product: protein SRC2 homolog
Biological process (GO): defense response
Source: RefSeq, a predicted model, not a curated record